Liolophura sinensis is the source of this 1114-nucleotide messenger RNA. RefSeq lists its product as uncharacterized. The record is from RefSeq and is a predicted model, not a curated record. Lineage: Eukaryota; Metazoa; Mollusca; Polyplacophora; Chitonida; Chitonidae. The transcript is spliced from 3 exons. The coding region runs from base 43 to 414 and encodes 123 amino acids.
CAACAUAUACGCAUCUGUCCAUUUUUACAGGUACAGGUCGCCAUGUUGUCUAGAGGGGCAGAGAACUUCCGGAUUGUGUUUGAUGGCAAAGGCACUGACAGGCUUUCGUGGUUUUCCACCAAUCGGCGAUUAUCUUCACCCUGGCCCGAUCUGAAUGGACAUACAGGCGACCCUUACAGCAUAAAUUACAUGCCAGACAAAACUUUUGCUAUCAAGCAGUUCGCAAUAGGCUGUAUGAUGUCCGGGUGGAUGGUUGUGGUAGAGGAAGGUAACACGUGCACGUGGUCAACAGACCCGUUUUCCUACCCACAGUUCCUCUACAGUCCCUCAUCGUCACACGCAGCAUUUGAUGUGUCUGGUGAUCGGAUGCUUGCUGAUGACUUUGUGAUUUACCUUAACAUAAAAUUAGCUUGAACAACUGAAUGUCAUGCUUUAAUGGUAAUUACGUCUUGGAAAAGGCAGCGCAGUGAUACCAUUGUGUACCAAGGAUUCUUUCCAAGCCCGACGCCACGGUGUCCACAAAAGAUUAAAAGACUAUUUACAGUAUUAGUACAUGCUAGCUGUCACUGACAACUAGAACAGUUGUUUAUAAUACCAUUACCAACAUUGUCCAGUCUUUUCAUCGUCCAUAUCUUUUGAUUGCUUUGUUUUCAGCUGCUUUCAUCUUAAAGCAAUCCUGUCACACAUAGAUUAAACGUCUCCCAGGUAUCGCUUUCAUUUGAAAGACGUGUGCUUUCUCUGAGGUCAAAUUGUACACAGUCAAUGCCUUGAUCGUUCUGGAAAGAGAAAUUCCAUGAUUAAAAUGUGAGAUGCCUCUUUAAACAUUUGCGAAUAAAAUGAGAAGGAACAACGUCUUAAACUUAACUGUUGAAUGUGUCGAGUCAAAAUAUGUUUACUUCAUACAUGAAGAAAAGCCUUAAGACAAUAGAUUCGCAGAAGUUUGCUCACAUUUGUCCUGGAUUUACAGUAUAUAUUUUGUCUUAGGCCUACAGUACACAUUCUGUCCUAUGUCUAAACAGGUUACAAAUUUUGUCUUAGGUCCACAGUACACAUUUCUUCUUAGGCUACAGUACACAUUUUGUCUUAAGCCUACAUGCAGUACACAUUUUGUCUU